CUUUGAUUCAGAAAUUAUAAUUGUCAACUGCCAAAUUUUAACCGAAAAUUGUUCUUGUGAAUCGAAAAUCAAAGCAUUUUCAUAUGUAUAUACCUAUAUAUAUUUUCGUUGCUAUUGUAAUCUGUUUGUGAAAUCAGUUUAAAUGUUAAAUUAAGUUUUUUGUCUCUUAGUUGCCUGUAUUUCGUUAAGAAAUUAGUCAUUGCGAAUUGGAUCAGUUAAAGAUUGUUGUAUCAGACCAUGAAUUAUUCGAAUCCUAGUAUAAACUUAUCGGAUGGAAUAACUGAGUACAUAACUACGAAUGAAGAUGAAUCUGACAGCACCCAAUAUUUGUCUGUUUUGAGCCAAGACCUAUCCUUACAAGAGAUGAAUGUAACUUUGACUACUGAUAAAGUCGUGGAAAAUAAUGAAGAAACUAAUCAACCUUUCAUUUUUACUGUGGAUGGUACUAAUGAAAUUUAUGGUGUUCAAGUAGCUCAAGAUGAUGAUGGUAAUCUUCGAAAAUAUCAGAUUCAAUAUAGUGAAAAUAUUAAUGGAGACUUAGUACCUAUGCUGGAAACCAUUCAAUUUUUACCCUUAGACGAAGAACAGGUGCUUUCAUCAGAAGAAAUUUGUGCAUCUACUGAAGUUACCCAACUAAACGACAAUUUUGUUGUGAAAAAUGAGGAAUUCAUCACAAACUCACAAAAUGAUUUCAACAUACAUGGUGUAACUGAACCACAUAUAAAUAGAGAUCAAGAAGAAUGGAAUAUUCCAACAACAAAUAUAACUUCCUUUCAUAUGAAACAUGAACCAACAACUUUAUUCGACCAAUGUUCUAUACUUCAAAAUGAAGAAGGGAAAACAAUUACAAUUGAAGCACAGAAUACAAUGCAAUAUGCUUCUGUUGAUUCUGAGUCAACAGAAAUUUCUGGAGAUGUGGAAAUGGAUCAUACUGAAAGCAGAAUUAUGUCUGUUCAACACCUAGAUAUACAGCACUGUUUAAAAUAUGAAGCACCUGAGGAAGUUAUUGAACAAAAACAUUUUCAACAAUUGUACUCAGAAGAAAAUCAUAUAACAGAGAGUAAUCAUCUUGUAGUUGAUAAUUCUAUGGUUAAAAAUAGUCAACAAGAAGAUUUAUAUCAUAUUUUGGACAAUAGUAUAUCUAAUUCAAAAAGUAUCUAUGAUCAAAGCAUGCAAACCAUCCUAAAAGAAUCAAUAGAUCAUCCUAAAACCAACAUUUUGAAAAAAUCAAUUCAAAAGAGCUUACUUAAAGAUUUUGCCAAUUCCGACCAUAAGAUUGUUUAUGUUCAGACAUUACCUGAAAAAGAAAAUUUAACACUUGUUGACAUUGAAAGCUUUACCAAGCCAAGCUCAAGAAGUUUAUUGAAAUGCAAUCAACCACCUCAGGUACUAAAGCAAACAGAUACUCUUUAUUCAGAUGAUAAUUAUAGUCGUCAGAAUUUAUGUUCCAAAGCUACUCCUCGUACCAAAGAGACAAAACAAAUACAGGCAUAUUUGCGAACCAAAGAGGCUAAGCAGGCUAGACAAUUCAUGAAUUUCAUCAAUUCAACCACUAUUCCUCAGGUACCAGAACGUAAAGAGAGGCUGCCUAGAAAACAGCAGAUAAAACCUGUUAAUCAUCCUGAUGAAAACAUUGUUGUCAAGGAGAUGAUAGUAUCCUCAAAUGGCUUUGUUGAGCCGAUUAGUGCUGAAGAAAAAAAAUAUCUUCCUGUUACAGAAUAUGUUGAACUUCUUGACUCAGGUGAUGAAGGAAAUUCUCUGUGCAAUAAUAAAAAAAAGAGAAAAAACAAUAAAAAUGAUAAAUUAAUUGAAAUUGAAAUAAGCGAUACUGAUGAGUCUGAUGCAGCAGAAUUAGAACCUGGAAAAUUUAGGAGCAUUCCUAAAGCAAAAAACGGAUUAAAAAAAAAGCGAGGAAGACCCCCAAAAAAUCAAACUUCUGUUGAUGAAAAAAAACAUCCCUAUCCAAACUCACCUCCUAAAAUGAGUCGUUUAGAUAGUGAUGUUGAAAGUGUCACAUCUACCUUACAAGUUAUCACAAUGGAAAGUGAAAUGAAAAAUGAGUCGUCAGAAAAGGAGAAAAAUACAGGAUCUUUAAAAGAAAUUUCAGAAAACUCCUGUGAGGUUGAAAGUUCAACAAAGAAUAGAGAACAUCAGGAGGGAGAUCUGAUUAUUACAGAACAUUGUAUGAGUAAAGAAAAAUCAUCACAAACCAAUCUGAAAAGCAAAGUAUCUCAGCUUUCUGGUGAAUCGACUUGUAGGAAGACAUUUGAAUACAAAUAUGAAUGUGAAAAGUGUAAAUCUAAAUUUAUCAAUAAGUUCAUGAUGAGUAGGCAUGAUUGUAUUUUGAAAUUUGGAUCUACCUUUUCUUGUGAUAUUUGUCAGCAGAAGUUUGCCAACAUUGUCUCUUUAAAUACACACAAAAAAAGUCAUAUUAAGGAACCCAUAUUAAAAUCAAAUCUGACAAAAAUUUCCCAAGGGAAAAUAUUUCCAAAGAAAGAAGGUGUUUCUAGUAGCUCUUCUACUAAACCAUUGAUAUCAAAUUCUAGAACUUCGAUUCUUUCUUCCAAAAAUCCCAAGCAGGUUUCAUUGUUGGUUAAAAAUAUUAAGCAAACUCUACCUCUACCUAGAAGCAAACAAUUGGUAGUUCCUGCCACAACUUCAGUGCAAUUACCAAGGCAUUCAACAUUGCCAGAAAAGAAAUGUAAUUCAGUUGAUACAUCAGAAAAUGUUGAGUUGGGAAAUAGUAGAAAGCCAAUUGAGGAAGGUAUUUACAAGCCUCCAUUAAUUGAAGUUACUCCUGGAAAAACUCCACGUAGUAAUAUUUUUAAGUGGGAAAAAAAAUGUGAUAAAUGUUCGAAGAACUUCGAUAACAAUACUUCAUGGUUUGAUCACCAAGUUUUGAAUCAUGGCUUUAAAACACCUGAUAAAACUAUUGGCGAAAAAAGGCAGAAGAAAAUCGUCAAGGAUGUUACUGAACAUAAAGGAAUACGGGCAGGUUCUACUGUUGCCAAAAGUUUUUCCAUGUUAAAAAAUAAAGUGCAAAAAAUUUAGUGCAUGAUGUGAAUAUUGUUGAAUAUUUUUAAUCAUAUAAUGAAUAUAUAUUUAUUGAUAUAGAUUUUUAAUAAUAAUUACUUUUUCAGCAUUAUGAAGUCAUUACUUAUAUCACAAAAGUGAUAAAGUUGAAAGCAAAUUAGCAAUAAAUUCAUAAUCUUACCAAAACCUUCGACUUAUCGAUUGAAUGGAAUUUUGUACCAUAUACAAUAUUAUCUAUAUUUAUAAACUGACAGAUUCAUCAAGAAUGUAAAGCUUUAUUGAAAUUCAUAUUGAAUGAUCUUUAUUACCACUCUAUAUUUGUGUGUAUAUAUAUAAAUAUAUUUCAUGAAUUUCAAGAUUUUUAAUCAUGAA
Molecule: messenger RNA, 3405 nt
Organism: Harmonia axyridis
Lineage: Eukaryota; Metazoa; Arthropoda; Insecta; Coleoptera; Coccinellidae
Exons: 6
Coding region: 238-3051 (937 amino acids)
Source: RefSeq, a predicted model, not a curated record